Molecule: messenger RNA, 2076 nt
Organism: Naegleria gruberi
Lineage: Eukaryota; Heterolobosea; Eutetramitea; Acrasida; Naegleriidae
Exons: 1
Coding region: 1-2076 (691 amino acids)
Biological process (GO): protein phosphorylation; mitotic DNA damage checkpoint signaling
Cellular component (GO): cytoplasm; nucleus
Molecular function (GO): ATP binding; protein serine/threonine kinase activity
Source: RefSeq, a predicted model, not a curated record
AUGCACAAUGCAAAUAUAUUAACUUAUGAAAUCACUGAAAAGAAUGGAAAUGAAGCUAUUAUUAUUUCCAAAUAUAGAGGUAUUAAUUUGUCUAAUUAUAGAAAUUUGAAACCUAAACUCUAUUUGGGAAAUUUACUUCAAAUUCUAAUUAAAACCAGUCAUGGACUAAAAUCUCUUCAUGAUAACAAUUUAAUUCAUUGUGAUAUCAAACCAGACAAUUUAUUCCUCCAAGAAACAAUAAUUACCAAAAAAGAGGAUAAUAUUCUCCAUAUAGAGACAAUUAUUGGAGAUUUGGGAAGUGUUAGAGAGAAUGCAUGUCCAAUACCUUCUGAUAGAAUUGGUGUCACUGUUACAAAAGUUCAAGAUGUUGAUUCAAACCCAUCAAAUUUAUCAGAGAGUUCUUCUUCCUCUUCUUUCAUAUGUGGGACUUUUGGAUUUAUUGCACCUGAAUGCCUAAAUCAAGGUUUAAUAUCUUUCAGGAGUGAUAUUUGGAGUUUAGGUAGAUCAUUAUUAAAUGUAAUAUUUCCAAAAAAUGAAUCCCUAGAUAUUCAACAUCAUUUAGAUGAUAUAUAUCAAUAUUUAAUCAUUCACAUGGAAAAUAAUAAUAUUUCACAAAUAAUUAAGGAAGCUAAUUUGGAUGAUGAUAUUGAAGGUUGGACUGAAUUUUUCAAAAUCCUAAUUUCCAUGUUGAAUGACGAUUAUGAAAUGAGGCCAAAUGCAAGUGAAAUAUUGAGUAGAAUAUUCAAGACAAAUGGAUUAUCAUCAGAUUUUUUUAAAUCAUAUCCAAUAGGUAUUAAUGAUAAUUUUACUCAUAAUAGAGAUAUUAUAUUGGCAUGCCUUUCAUUUAGUGAUGUUUAUUUUAAAUGCAAUCCAUUUGAAAAUAAUGAAUUGUUGAGAAUGGAUAGACAAUUCAUAAUGCAAGUUGUUAACAGGAAAGGAUAUUUAUUGAAAUAUAUUAAUGAAAUAGAUAGAGAAAUAGUAUUAGAAGCAGUCAGAGAGGAUGGAACGUCUCUUGCCUAUGUUAAUAAUGCUACAUUUAAGAAGGAUAGAGAAAUAAUCGAAACAGCUAUUCAACAGAAUGCUAAUGCCUAUUUCGAAAUAGAUUCAUCUCUUAAACAUGAUGAACAAAUUAUUCAAUUGACAGUUGAAAGAUUUAAAUUAUCGCUUCAGGCUUGUGUUGAAUCUUUGAAGAAUGAUAUUGAAAAUAAUUUAAAAGUUAUUGAACAACUAGGAAUUGAAUUGAAAAAAAUAAGGAAUAGAGAAUUUAUCAUGAAACAAUUUAGUCAUGUUGAGGAAGCUCUUCAAAUAGCACUAUCCAAUCUAGAUUUCUGUGAGAACGAUUUCACUGAAAACAUUGAGGAAAUAUUCGAAACUUCAAGAGAUACACUAGUGAAGUCAAUCAAUGAGUUUGCACAGAAUGAUUUUAUUGAGGAGUUAUAUUCUGCUUCCAUCUUACCAAGAGCUCCAAAUUAUUAUAAAAAUGAUAAGGAGCUUGUAUUAGAGGUUAUUAAGAAGUUUCGACCAUCUAUUCAACAAGCCGAUGAAUUAAUAAGGAAUGAUAAGAAAUUCAUUUUAGAAACAGUUAAACAGAAGGGAACAGCAUUGGAAUAUGUGAGUGAAGAUUUCAAAAAUGAUCCAGACAUUAUCAAAGCAGCAGUAGGCAAUAAUGUGCAUGCAUUGACAUAUGUAGACGAAUCUUGGAAGAAAGAUAGAGAUUUUGUUUUACAAUUGGUUGAAAUUGAUGGAGCAGCAUUGGAAUACGUUGAUCCAAAAUUCCAAAAAGAUAGAGAAAUUGUAAAGAUUGCAUUGCAAAAUGAUGGAUUCGUAUUAUUUUCUCUUGAUUCAUCAUUACAGAUGGAUAAGGAAAUUGUAAUUGAAGCAGUCAUUCAAAACGUUUUAGUAUUGGAAUAUAUUGAUGUGUCAUUCAAAAUAGACAAGUCAUUCAUGAAAGAGGUAGCUCAAUAUGAUGAGUAUGCAUUAUAUUUUGCAGAUGAUUUGUUAAAGAAUGAUUCUGAUUUUAAAUUGGAAAUGCUUAACGAAUAUGGUGAAACAGUAUUAGAAUUUUUUUUUUAUUGA